UAUAAUAGGCUACACGAAAUACACACACACACACACACACACACAUUUUGCGUGUCACACCAGUUUAAACUGAUAUCAACCAUCUUUAACUUGGUCCUAAACCCUGACAAGGAUAUAUUUACUGAUGAAAGAUUUAUCCACUAUCAUACUUUUGGCCAGUAUUAAUAGGAUCAACUAAAUAUUUUCGUUACUCUAUUUCAGGAACAAUGCGUUUUAGCACAAACUUUAAGCCGUAUGUUCUGCUUCUCGUUGUUGGAAUCUUCUUGCUUCUUGGGUAUGUCUACGUCAGCUUCUUCUCUGAAAGGCUCAACCGAGAUAUCCCAGUUGAUGAGGACGUGAAGAGCAGCAGCCCGAGUAAGCCCAUGGUCAGGAGCAGAGUAUGGAAUAUGGCCUCUCCAGAAAAGCUUUUGUACAAGCAGCCCAGUGUCUUGAUGGGACGUACUGAUGUGGUGACAGUGACCCCAUGGUUGGCAUCCAUCAUCUGGGAAGGCACCUUUGACCCUGUGCUCAUUGACAACAUCUACAAGCCCAUGAACCUCACCAUAGCAACCACAGUGUUUGCAGUUGGAAAAUAUGUCAGCUUUCUCCGAGAUUUUCUGGAGACAGCGGAGAUGCACUUCAUGGUCGGCUUCAACGUGCGCUACUAUGUUUUCACUGAUCGUCCCCACGAUGUUCCUUCGGUGAACCUAACUCAGGGGAGACAUUUAAGUGUGAUCCAGGUCCCAGGUUCAAACCGCUGGCAGGAGAUAUCAGCCCGGAGGAUGGAGAUCAUCCAGACCACCAUUGAAAGUCAGAUCAGAAGGGAGGCCGACUACAUCUUCUGUCUUGACGUGGACAGCAAGUUCCACGCUCGCUGGGGGGCCGAGUCUCUUGGAAGACUGGUUGCUGUGAUACACCCAGGCUACUAUGAUCAGACCCGUGCCAACUUCCCAUACGAACGGCGUCCAGCCUCGAUGGCCUACAUCCCCAUGGAUGAGGGAGACUACUACUAUGGCGGGGCUAUGAUCGGAGGGUUCGUGGAGGAUGUGUACACACUUACAACGGUAUGUCGGAACCGGUUUGCGGUGGAUGCUGGGAAUUCCAUCGAGGCUGCCUGGCAGGAGGAGAGCCACCUCAACAGGUACCUGCUCUAUAACAAGCCCAGCAAGGUGUUGUCUCCCGAGUACCUGUGGCAGGACUUCAAGGCCAAAACCAAAGAGGUCAAAGUCAUUCGCUUUUCCGGGGUCAUUAAAAACUAUGCUGAAGUUCGUCCCAAUGUAUAAAAAGAGGAAGUGGAUAUUUGACCAGCAGAAAAAAACUAAAUUCAGUCUUAGCGGAAUAAAUUCAUUGUGGUUAUAGUUAUGUUUAGGUUUAGGAACAAGGGUUGGGUUAGGGUUACGUUCGGGUAUCAUUUUGUUGAGUUACGUUUGUGGGUUGCGGUUCGGGUAUAAUUUUGUUGAGUUACGUUUGUGGGUUGCGGUUCGGGAAAGGCAUAAUAAUACAAAAAAAUUGGGGGGGAUCCUGAAAUUUGACCUACUACACACGUGUUUUUUUUUUUAGAAUUAGGCUGUAAUGUAACAAAAUGGGGAAAAGGUGAAGGAGUCUGAACACUUUCCAAAUGCACUGUAUUGAAAUGUUUGUUGAAGAUGAAAGGAGGAACUUUUAUUAUAUUUUUACCUUUAUUUAACUAGGCAAGUCAGUUAAGAACAAAUUCUUAUUUUCAAUGACAGCCUAGGAACAGUGGGUUAACUGCCUGUUCAGGGGAAGAAUGACAGAUUUGUACCUUGUCAGCUCGGGGAUUUGAACUUGCAACCUUCCGGUUACUAGUCCAACACUUUAAACACUAGGCUACCCUGCCACCCCUAUCACAGACAAGAAUGAGAAGUUGUUUGAGUGAUUCAUAUUACAAACAUGUAGGACAUUGCAACAAAUGAGUCACACUUAAUCAGAAUAGUUUCUCAUCUUUGAGCUCCCCUGUAACAACGAUUAUGACCAACAAACAAAUGGUUUAGUUGUGGAGAGAUGCAGAAAUAGGGAAUACAUAUCAUCUAUAAAUGUGUAAGUCAGACAAGCCACUACAGUGGGCUGAAUUCCAUUUAAUGAUAAAAGGGCAAAAACUGCACAAAGGGCAAGGUGGAGCUGACAGUCCUAUCCAGAAACAACCCCUACACACUACACACAUACAGAUCUGAAAUGCUUGGAUAGGUACAAGCAAUGUUCCCUCUAAGCUGAGCACAGCUCCCCACAGACUGCCAGCAGAAGAAAUAUCAGCCUGCGGAGAGAAGCACUAGAUUGAACAUCACUCAACUUUAUAGAGUUUUCCAUUUCAGUUACCACUAUCAACGCCUCACUCUACUGUGGGAAUGCUCGAAUCAACUGAAUAUUAGGCACUUUAAAUGUAAUACAUCCUGAAACAAAACCAACUAUGCAAGACUUAGCAUGCAAAACUUUGGAGUAGGAUUCUAUUGCAUUGACAGGCAAGACUAAGGCCCAUACUCUAUACAGACUGGUGCGCCAUAACCAAUCAGAGCUGCAGUUGGCCUAUAUGCAUAUAGCCAUUGCCAUAUAUGGAUCUGUGCCAUUCAAUUUAAUAAACUGGACUGUGUUUCUAUCAUGAGUGGUCUCGAGUAAAUGCUCUUGUUUUGAUAUCAAAGCGACAGCUGCAUGUAGCCACCUGUGUUCAUUUUUUCAUAUUCUUUGCUAGUUAUUGAGUUAUUAGCCCAGUUAUAGCUAAUGUCUAGUCAACAAUGGGGAAGUGGUUGCUUCCUACAAGAGCACAAAUAUGUGUAUUUCUUGCCAUCUUUGAAAAGCCAGAGCUUUUUUAUGUCUUAAAGGGGCAGUGUUGUAUUUUGAGACCGUCUUGAAGAAGAUAAGUAGCAAAUAGGCGGAGGGUAGCAUAAUUUGUCUGUUUCUCUCUAAUAAUUGUAUGGAAAUAAUAAAGCAUUUUAUUUUGUAAAGU
Molecule: messenger RNA, 2938 nt
Organism: Oncorhynchus mykiss (rainbow trout)
Lineage: Eukaryota; Metazoa; Chordata; Actinopteri; Salmoniformes; Salmonidae
Product: globoside alpha-1,3-N-acetylgalactosaminyltransferase 1
Biological process (GO): carbohydrate metabolic process
Cellular component (GO): membrane; vesicle; Golgi apparatus
Molecular function (GO): hexosyltransferase activity
Source: RefSeq, a predicted model, not a curated record